AUGUCGUUCUUCACGAUGCAGGUCUCUGCAGCAUGGCUCUUUCUUGCCUUUGUUAACCCCUCCCUCGCCUUCUUCAAGGUUCCCUGCAGCACGCCGCUGGUCAUUCAACGCGCAGACCCCAUCGUCCAGCCGGGAAUUGCCUCUGGCCAUGUUCACACAAUCAUGGGCGGGUCCGGCUUCGGCUUCACCAUGGACUACAAUAUGACUCAGAGCUCGCGGUGCAACUCGUGCUCCGCGGUGGAGGACAAGUCCAACUACUGGGUCGCUUCGCUGUAUUACCAUGCGGAGAAUGGAAGCUUUACUCAAGUGCCGCAGAAUGGUGGUGCGUUGAUCUACUAUGAACAGCGCCCCGACCCAGCCGGCGACGGUACCAUCGUCGCACCCCCCGCAGGCUUCCGCAUGGUCGCAGGUAGCCCUUUUGACCGCAGCUACAAGGGCACCAUCGAAGCCUCCGCGCGGACCUUUGCGUGCCUAAACUACAACGGCCCCGCCACACCCCAGACCAACGCCUUCCCUACAACCAACUGCCCCAACGGGCUGCGCGCACAGGUCUACUUCCCUUCGUGCUGGGACGGCGUGAAUCUGGAUAGUCCCGACCACCGCUCCCACAUGGCGUACCCCACCCAGACGUACGAUAACGGGCCAUGCCCGGCUAGUCAUCCAGUCAGGAUUAUUUCAAUUUUCCUCGAGGUCACUUGGCAUACCGAGCAGUUUGCGGAUAUGUGGUAUGGAGAUAAGCAGCCGUUUGUUUUUUCAUUCGGGGAUCCCACGGGCUAUGGGCUGCAUGCUGAUUUCCUUAACGGCUGGGACAUCGACGUCCUCCAACACGCAAUCAACACAUGCCACGACGGCGGCGGCGACAUCCGCAAGUGCGAGCCCAUCACCAUGCAGCCUGACUAUGUGACAGACGGGUGCAUCCUCGAGCGUUCAAUCGACGAGCAGAUUGAGGGGUGGCUCGAUGAGCUGCCGGGAUGCAACCCGCUCCAGGCGGGGCCCGAGGAUGCCAAACCCGUUACAACCUGCGACGCACCGAAGCUGGGCGAGCCCGUGCACUACUACACCGAUCUCACGGGCAGCCACGACUUUGAGUGGGUGGGGUGCACGCAGGAUAAUGUUGGUGGACAGCGGGUUCUGACUGGCUCUUCGGGCGGGAUUAGCGAUAUGACGCCUGCGAAGUGUGUUGAGAAGUGCGUUGCUGAUGGGUAUACCUUUGCGGGCGUGGAGAACUCGCACGAGUGCUAUUGUGGGAAUGGUGUCGCUGAGGAUAAGAUGCCUAUGGUUACGCCUAUGGGGAAUUGUCUGCGUCCCUGUGCCGGCGACAGUCUCCAAAACUGCGGUGGGUAUGGGUUUAUUGGCCUGUACCGCAAGUGCGAGGGUGGGUGCAGCAAUCUGCAGUACCCCGUGGUGCCUCACUAG
Aspergillus calidoustus is the source of this 1416-nucleotide messenger RNA. The record is from the annotation of a GenBank genome assembly. NCBI's taxonomy places the organism in Eukaryota, Fungi, Ascomycota, Eurotiomycetes, Eurotiales, Aspergillaceae.